AUUUUUCCUACUGUUGUUGUCGGCCUCCGCUGUCUCGCCUCCUGUCGCUCCAGCUUCUGGCACGGUCGAAGUGCCUAGCGCUAUCGCAGCGUCUUCGCCCGCCUCGAGCGACGAGACUUCACUAGAAGCAGUGGACGCAUCGAUGGUGCAUGAUGACGUUGCUGAAGAGCAGGUUGAAAAGAGGUCAUCUGCACAAGUAGAACUACCCGCUAGAGAGGUGGGUAUAGAAUCAGCUGCUAGUACUACUCACGACGAGCAUGAGCACGUUGCUUCUAUCGUCUCAACGUCUCCAACUAGGGGCUCUUCAACAGCCACAUCGUUUGCUGCCAAAAAGCAAUCGGUAGUCCACCGUGAAGCUAAGCAUGAUUCACAGCAACAUCAUAAAAGCAGGAGAAAUAGUACUAGUCAACAUAAGAAAAUUAAGAACAAUAAGCAGCAGCAUCAUCUUCAACAUGUUGAGUUCGACGAACAUACUUCCAGAGAAGCGAAGGCAAGUGCAUCUUCUGGCGACUCUUCUAAAACCGAAAUAAGGCCUGAUGACGCGAGUGAUCUUCAUUUCUACAAGGUGAGCUUGUCCGAAGACGGGCGUCAUCAUCACGUAGAAGGACCACACAAAGACCAUGGAACGAAAGUUCGAAAGCAUGAAAAACAUCGAAGACAUCAUGUUGAACCUGUUUCUUUGAUAAAUCAAGCAGGAGGUGACAGCGAUAUUUCUGAAAUUAUCGGCCAGCAGGAGGUGAAGAUGAAACACGAAUCAGGAGGGAAAGAAAAUAGCAACCACCAAAUAGAGGGGGAGAGCAGACCGAAUGAACAACGUGGUCACUCGAUACGAACAACUUCAUCUCUUCGUCGUGUAGAUACUGAGGUCGUAUCAGACAAGGAUACUGGCAGUAGCUCUACUACGUCUGUCAUCUCACAUCAACCGACCGACACCGCCUCUGAAAGUCGUGGAGGUGAACAACAAAGGAAAAAGAGCAAUAAACAGCAACAACAAGAUGCGGCCCCGGAACGACGAGACGGCGAAGAAGGACUAGAACAGCCAGAAGCUUCAUCGAAUGAUGAUCGAGAAUUUCAUCAGCAGUUGAAUCCCAACGACCAAUUUAACGCGGAGGAAGUAGAAGAUGAACCUGACAACUCAUCAUCACCUGUCCAACAGGUGGAUUCAGUAGCCAAGCACAUCGCAACACAGGCUUUACGUCUAUCCCAGCGCGCGGAGACAGCGAGGUCAGCUGUUCGCAGUGCGGCGGCUAAAGCCGCUCGUCUACGAGAGGAAGAACAAGAGAUUCACACGGAAAGAGAACGUCUGGAAUCCUCCAUUCGGAAAACAGAACAUGCUAUGCGCUCAAUGCUGGAAGGGCUAGGGAAUGUAGUGGAGAAAAGUGGGGGAGGUGGUAACGAAGAUGAAGUAGAAGAUGCUCAUCGUCAAUACGAUGUCGAGGAUGAAAGUGGAAGGGACAACAUGGCUCCUGAAGAACAAGAGUACGACAAUGGACGAAUGGAAGGCGAUGGUGAAUAUGCAGUUGAUGAAGCUAGUCCUCGGGACAUCAACUACAAUCAGAACUUCGAGAACGGAGAGGAUGAGGAUCAACAAAACUUUGUUCAAGAAGGUGGAAUGCAACAAGCACUAGAUGAAGAGGGCUUCUCUGAAGUCGUUCAAGAGGAUCCCGAUAGGAUGCCAUUUGAAGAUGCCGAGGUGGAAGAUUUUAGUCGAACCUCAAGUUCAAGACUUGCAAGAAGUAGGAAAAAUAGUAGUAGAGACACCAACAGGAGAAGCAGGAACAUCAAUCAAGAAGUGGAUUCUUUUGAUUCAUUUGGAACUUCUUUUGUCCAGACGCUGUCUUCUAGUAAAAACACUUCUUCGUCCACGUCCUCUUGGGGUUUAGGAACCACUCUAGAGCAUCUAGCAGACAUGCGCGCCAGAGCUUCGCAACUGAAAGAAGCCGGUGGAGGCAACAAUGAGAUAGUGAAGAACCUCGCGGAUGAAUUUGAGGUCCUAAAAAAGCGAGCGGAGGAAUACGAGCAUGACUCUCUAGAGUUUCAGGCUCGACUGGAAGUGUUGAGGGCUUUCCUAGAUGGCGAAGACGAAAGUCUUGAGCAAGCGAGGCAGAGAAUAAGCAGUACAUCAGAGGGAAAACAAGAUGAGCAACAACUUUUGGUGGUGCAUGGAGGUGCGAGUUCUAGUUCUAGUUCUAGGGAAACUACGAAACAGCAAAAAGCCACUAGUACCACUAGUGCUCCAAGUCCAAUCACGACUACGAAGGAGCCAGAAACUACUACGUCUUCUACUACAACUACUAGCACAACAUCCACCAAAGAGCAGCAGGCACCUGAGACCACGUCGACAAGCACAUCAACUACUACAACUUCAUCAACAUCGCCAUCUGUGACAACGACAUCCUUCCCGCCGCCUGAGCCGCUCGACGUGCCAACGACGAACAUCGCUUUGCUGAGCACACGAGACAAAAGCGUAGCACAUCAAUUGAUGUCGUCGUUUCUGGAAUUAUGAACAAAGACGCGUGUUCUGAUUUAGCAAUAAGAAUAACUAGAAUCAUAUAUUCAUUCUAUAUCUGUAGGUACCAUGCACUUCGUGCUCAUUUACUUGUUCUUAACAUCUACUUGUUCUAACAGACCCGAAUGGAGUCCAAAAGCAUGCGCCAGACCCCAACGAUUAUCGUGACGAACACCACGACGAUCUUGUUCGUCUUAGUGGACAGAGACACAAGAGGAGAAGCAAGUUUGCACCUCUUGCUAGUUUCUUGGUGGAGAAGAUUCAUGUGAUGAAGCACAUCAACAAAUACGCGAAGGACCAUCGCUUAGAACGCGACAUGGAGCAAACACUGGCGUCGGUACUUGAUCUUUGUUAUCAACUAUAAGUACCUCCUAUGUAUAGUGUAGCAUUGGCGUUGAUCUUCGUAGUCAUCUGGUUCUGGAAUACAAGCAAUCCUGCUUGUUGUCUCUCCAGGCCCCGGACAAUGAUGAAGAAUCAUUUUUCCGAAUGGUUCUGGUAUUUUUGGUAUAGCCUGAAUUUGAUCCUGCUAAGGGAAAACAAGAAGAGAACCAUUCAGGUUACCAAAUUCAGGCUAUACCAAAGACCAGAACCAUACAAUCACGGUCCGCACAACACCACCACCCAAUACGUUGAGGAAAAUAAUAUGAAUGGUUCGUCCUCUUCUAUGUAUUGUAUAAACUACAUCCAGGAUUAGGAUCUUCGUAGAGUUAUCUGGAAUACGUCCCAGUGUCGCCAGCCUGGCAUACAACUGCUUGUUGUCUCUCCAGGCCCCGGACAAUGACGCCGCCCAUAUGACAGAACGAUUGGCUGCCGAACUAGAAAGAGCGGAGAAGUUGAUUGAUGCGGUUCAAUCCUUGCGCGUGCGAGCAGUGGGCACAGCCGUCGGCGCUGCACGUCUACGCAAAGAGACAGAGACGGGGUGGUCAAGGUUCGAAGAGCAAUUUCUGCAUUUGAAGGAAUUGCUGUUAUGGUGCUGGGUGAUACUGUAGUCGUUGUAAUGUAAUUGUUGCUCAGAAAAAAUCGGCAACAGUAACAGAAGAUGCUUUCUUAGUAUAGCUAUGGCUGACAUAUAAAUGUUGAUGUGUAGGAUAGGAUGGGAUUAUAUUGACUUUCUAAUUUCCCGCGAUUCCCAGGCCAAGGCAGAGGAUCUAGAAAAGGACCACGCGGCUUCGAAUGGCGGGCAGAAUCAGGGCAAUAGUAGGCAGAAUCAGCAUCAGGGAAAUAGCCAACAGAAUCAAGGCAACGACAGGCAGACGAAUGCGGCAGCCACCACGUCGGGUAAUGGAACGAGUCACAAGGGCAGCCUCUUGAUGGAAGUAGAAGACGACGACACGACAAUUCAAGAAGAGCAGGCCCACAGUGAAGCUGUGCUGGAUGCUGAUGCGACGACUAUGUUCCUGCAGAUCGAGGAUGAGCAGGACAAGGAGGCCCAAGAAGAAAGGCAUGAAGAAGAUGACCAUCAAGAAGAGCAGAAGCUAGUCAGAAGAAGAAAGCGUAGAAAAAGUGAACGAAGGGAAAGAGCAAGACUAGAGAAGAAAGAGAAGCCUAGUGGUCCUCCAAUAUUUGAGCUCGAAAGACACGAGGAGCAUAAGCUGGGGAAAAUAACUGCAACUGGGCGUUCGUCCAACAGCGAUGACCACCUUGAUCACCACCAGCCACCUUCAUCUUCUCAAGCGUCUCAAGCUCUACUAGAGCGGGACCUCCACAGCAACGAACGCACCACGACCCAGGAGCCUAGCACAUCUUCAAGUCCUCUCCGUAGUGUGUUGCAUAUUCUUGCUUCUUUGACCCCAUCAACCUUACGUUCGGUUGCUAAACAAUUGGAUUCCGCAUGGUUUGCUGAAGACCGUACUAGUACUUCUUCGUCCGGAAGUAGUACAACUGGAAAUAAGAUGAGAAGUGAAAUCAAGCUGCGGUCUAAAAUAAAAGAAGCGAAGCCUUCCUCUCUUUCGUCAAGAGAUGCCUCAACUGAAACCGCCACAACUACACCCCCAAUCGCACAUGUCGCAGAGCCUCUAGCUUUUUUGAAGUUGAAAUAUCUAGAUGAGACAACCCCAGUGUCGAAAUCCGCUGUUGAGUAUGACUUGCGAAAUUCAGUAGUCAACGGGAUCAUCUGUGCAGGAACGCGUCCGUGCUUGGCGAAAAACAUCCAGGUUUUUGACAACGGAGAGUGGCCGGAUAUCAGAAGGCAACUCUUGGCCUUGGGAAAAGAUGAAGAUGAUGUGGAAGCUUGGGUAUUAUAAGUGAAGGUGUAGAUCUAGAUGUACAACUAGAAGUUGGUUACAGGAACUAUCGCUAUCACGAUCACGAUCUUAUUUGGUGAAGAAUUUUCACGCUCACACCAUUCAUUCCUUCUCAGGGCCAAGCACUUUCGGAUGUGUUGAUGGUAGGGGAUGACGCUGCAAGUACCCCAUCAGGUCAAGCCACGACCACGAGUCUAGCAGCAAUGCAGAACUUUGUAGAUGAAGGCGAUACCGGAACAGGUGAUGCGGAAGAUCAACAUGUUGAUCCUUAUCAGAAGUUGCCGAAGCGAGAUCACCAACAUCACACGGCAUCGAGAAGUCAUGACCACUCGAGAAAACACCAACAUCACCUCCUCAAUAAAGCUGACCACUCGAGAAAACAACAACAAGAGUCACGAUCUUCUUCUACCUCAUUACAACAGCUUCUACGUUCUGCUGGUUCUGACACGGCAGCAGACGCAGCUGCGGAGUUCGAGGGGUUGACUCAAGCCAGUGCUUCUUACCUAGUUAUUUUGAAGCAUAUGGCAGAAAUAUGGAGUCAUUUCGAGUGGGAGACACAUGCCGACGACUUGCUGAGGAUGCUCAAGGAAACGCGAGAAAACGUCCAAGAGACCGAUACCUAUACGAACACUUUCAUUGGAAAAAUGACGGAAAAAAUCGUUUUUAUGAAUGGGAUUCGAUUUCGUUAUUCUUAUAUAUCGUUUGAAGAAUUUCUCUUCCCUUUCUCUAGUACUACUUCUAUCUUCUUGAAAACACUCAGAGAAGAGUUGUCAGAAACGCCACACAAUCACAAGAUGAUCAUUCCUUUUUCAUAACCUCCCUCGUGAACGAACACCACGCGACCGAGGCAGUCGAGACGCUGAGCGGCAUGGGGGUCCACGUGGGUGCCGUAGAAUUCCGCUUUUGGGGUGCUCAUUGUCAUGAUACGGAUACCAUCGUGCCUCAAAUUCUUGCGUCGGCUGGAAACGACGCUGUUCUUGCAGACAAGGUCAUAGAGCGGCUUGGGUCCAUAUACGGCUGCAGGAUACCGUUUCAGAGCUACGAACGUACAAUCUCUAACGGUCAGUCGUCGACUAGUUCCAAGGCGUCGCCAACUCUUCCUUCCUCGUUAGAAGCGCACUCAUCCUCACUACAUGGGCGAGGCACAUCAAGUAGUCACCAUGGUCACAGAAGGAGCACAGCUUCCAGAAGUACCUCCUUUUUGGAACUAGCCAACGGGUCCGAGGAACGUGCCAUGUUACAGUCACUGAUGGAAAAAGUUAUGGCAAAGAGUCAAUCGUUGUUCUUGUGACAAGAGUAUGUUGAUAUCUUCCUUGAACUUCAGCACUAUUUUUGGUGAGUAUUGUGCGUAUCGCUUGAAGAUGUAGCUACUUGGGAAACCAACGUCGUGAAGACUCUCGCCUUUUUGCGCUAACAUCUUUCACCGCACAACAUCAAAGAGCCACUCAAGAAGGACCGAUCCUACUCCGGUCGCCCAUAGCGGCCUGAUUUUUGUCGCUAGGAUUCAAGUGAAGGAAGAUCCGCAGAAUACACCCACACAGACGUCGAACUCCUACACCACAGGGACGAUUCAGACGAGCAGUCACCUGUUUCCCGGUGAUUACGUUACUCACUGGCUGACGCAAGAGAAAGCCGCACUAGAAGAGAAAUUGGGACCUUCGUGUGAGUCUUUGUUAUGAGGAGGUAGACAUUGACAUUCAUCGUUGUUGUCACAGAGAACUCUGGCAUCAAUUCAUAGGCUGGAUACUUCAUUUUGCGAGGUCAGGCUAUAAAUUGAUUAGACAACAUAGUGGUAGUACUUGUGUUUUUUAAAAAUUACUUUCUCUUUGUUCUUCCACAACCCAAAAAAUCCAACCUCCUUGCUCUGCAACUCCCUCUAACACAAGGCGCCUGGGGUCACGAUUCAACGUCGUUUGCAAAAGACGAACCCACUGUGAUAUCGGAAGUGGAUGCCAGCUGGGCUGCUAGGGUAGUGCCGGGGACGGAUGGGAAGCUAGAUUAUAUGGGUAACGUUUUCGCGCCAGGGUCGACGAAAGUGAAUCCACGUACGUCAUACAAAGCACUGUUCGUCAUUUUGACAAGUUUUAGAGACUUCACGAUCGCUCAUCUGCAGCUGCUUAUUUGAAUUCCUAUCAAUCUGAUUUCAAUCUCACUCUCUGUCUUCCACACACUCACUAUUAAUUAGAUAUUUCAGUUCUCUCCAGCGUGUCGUAUUUCCGCUAUAUGUGUUACACUUCAGUUCUCUCCAGCGUGUCGUAUUUCAGCUAUAUGUACUACGAAUUUGGCGCGAUGAGUGGCGCGAUUAUCGUGUGGAUAUUCUGCACGGUGAUAAGGAGAUGGAGGAGAGGACCUGACUUUGUCACACACGAAGAAGACCUGAAUUAAGGCUCAAAAAUGUAUUCCAACACUUCUACAAGCGGUCACUUCUUUUCGCAGUUUCCUUCUUGGGACUCUGGAGAAUUGAAGGGAAGAAAUGAAAUGCUUUGCGCUCUAACUGAAGAAGCCUCCGGUGGCGUAUAUGUUCGCUGAAGACCCUUAUCAUCGAAUGUACGGACGCGGCUGGUAUCGGGUGGUUGGUACUGAAAUUUUAGACCCUUGCACUUUUAUUUUAUCCCCGGUUUUUUUGAGCGCGUAAGCGUAUAGCUUGAGUUGAUCCAUGGCUCCUCCACUUGCUUCAGUCCUCAUAUUCACGCGGGUGUGGCUUGUGUGAUGGCCUUCCUGAAGAGCAGCGGAAACCUUGACCGGCCGAGCGGCGCUCCAUGCAAGGCGCCAGCGUGAAACGAGGGGAGGGAACUCGCCUGCGCUGCUCUCCGCCCUCUGCGGCCUCGAAAACGUCAGCCGCCGCGCUUCCCCUCCUUCGCGGGCUCCUCGCUCUUAGGGUGUGCGCGUUCCUGAAAGACCACCGGGCACGCUGCAGAAGUGGCGAAGAGCAAGAGGAAGCUAGAGGACACGGCCAAAAAUCAGAAGGACCAAGGCGCAACCACGUGGAGGCCUUCAAGCGUGGCUCCCUGCUCGAUUUUGCCACGCGUCGCCGCCGGGAGGCUCGUGGGUCCGCGGGGAAGGGCGCCGCGCUUGCUUUGAGUUGAUUAGUCACAGCCAGGCUGUGAAGCGCUAAAGAAAAGAAAAGCGCUCGCAUGACGCACGCGUGAACAGAAGUGACGUGCUCGGCAAGCAUGGGGGCAGGCACUCACAGGGCCUGGCUUUGUGUGGGCCGCGUCGUCGGCUGCAGCAGGCAGGGGCCGACGCGGCGGCGUCGGUGCUUGUUACCCGCCCAGCGUGAAGAAAGUCUUCCCCCCGGGGCGGUCGGAGCUAGAUGCGCCGUGGGAGGCUGCAGGGGAGGAGCAGAUAGACCCGGAGGAGUGUCACCCGGGCAGGGGGUGCCUGGUUGGUGUGUCUGGCGUUGGUGGCUUCCUUUCUAGUUGAAGAUUCCAGGGCUGACGCUUCAGAGGGUGCGCGGGUGGCCAUACAUGCACAGGAGAAGCUUUCUCGAAGCAUUCGGUGCCAGCUUGUCUCGCUGGUGUCGGAGACCUUGCGCGCACGUUGGUAAGAAAGACGCACGGGCCGCGGAGGAGAUGACUGCGACCCGCAUGGUGGCACGAUCCCUGGGGCUGCAGGCAGGGCAUCACUUAGCAAACAAGCUUAGAAGCAAGGGCCAGCAGGAUGCAGGGAUGGAAGUCGCCCGCGAGCUACUCCCAAGUCACUCGGGGCGCGUGUGUGCUUGGGAGUAUUUAUUUAGUGUUGUUAUUGCUUGGAGUGCUUGGCCGCCCCUGGCUGACGUGAGGAACCCUUCCAGCCGCCUCGUCUCUGCGCGAGGCCUUUCGGGUGCGUCGUUUCUCGAGUCCAGUCUCGGCCACUUUCUUUGAUUUUUUUGAGGCGCAGCGGUUCAAGGGUUGCCUACCAACUACUAGCAGCACUUCCGCUCGCUGAUCGGAGGACUUUAGAAUCAGAAUCAGAUACAUGUGAUCACCUUGAACUCGAUCUGCGUUAUUCACCACAUCGAUCCAUUUCUCUCCCUUUCAGAUAAUCACUUUCUGACAUGGUUCGAUGUAACUGGGCCUGGAGGUUACCGCGCACCUACAUAUCGUCAGCGGCAAUGUGAGGGUUGUUGUUUUACACUCUACGAGCCGAUAGGUAUGUUUGCCUGUGACAAAAGGGUUUUUCCGCCCUUUCUGUUUCUCUUCUGCUGUCCGUCGUGUACAGUAACCAACUAUGAAGGGUGCACCAGUCUCUCGCUCUUCCUCUGGGCAGCACAGAUGCUGGCGAUUACGAAUGUAUGAAGAGAAGACUGGUAUCUCUUUGAAGACUGAUGUUCUUUUUUCCUCUCUCUCAGUACAACUACUCAUAUUUAUUUUGGCACGAUCAUGAUCAUCAUCAUGCGUCUACCGGAUCUUAUCGUCUUCUACUCAACAAGACUCCCACGCACGACCCCUUGCUUCUGUGAACCCUCCUAGCACCCUUACGCCCUCCUUUCAUCCGAAUUCUCCGAGCUGAUGGUCUAUUCCGGGAUCUUUCCUUCCUAUCUCGCUUUUUCUCUUCCUGUCUGGGCGAAUGUUCUAGCGGGUUUCGUAGUGGCUUCGACGUACCGUCCUCUCCUUUGGCCUUACAGACCCCUUGUCGGCGCAGUGAUGACCACUGCUGCUGCUGGUUAUGGAAUGGUUGGAUUUCUAGGCCAUGCACUGGGCAAUAGACCUUCAUCUUAAGUAUUAUUUUUCCGCACAUGACAACGACGAGGCAUACUGGACAAUCAACUACGAAUGAUACCUCUUUCCUUAUCCGUUCUUCCUCCCUCUUUCAUUCUCCCGCUAUCCAGACCAACCUCGUCCUGGAUGAUGACGAUGCUGACGUUUUGGCGAAUAAGGGGGGACCGGAUAUUAAUCCGAACCUCUUGUUGCAUAAAACACAGCCGGGGGAUUCCCUACUCUUAAGGCUGUUGUAGCUAAUCCAUCUUUGGGAGCACCCGUGAAUAAACGUAUGGGGGAGUGUCGCAAGGGAGUGCGCAGGUCUUCUUUACUUGAGAUUGCUACUCAACAAAAAUGAAUUGUUUCAGCCUUUAAUGCUCGGGGUUCGAGGGCCGACGGAUCACCAUCAUCAUGCAGCAGAUCAAAGUAGAGAACACCGAGAGAAGCUUGGGCUGAGGUGAUGAAUACCAAGAGCAAUUUGGACUGAGGUGAAUUGAUAUUCUAAUUAUUGACCUACGAGUAGAGAACACAAACACUUAAAUCAUUGUGAUUCUCGUUAGCUUAUCCAUAUCCACUUAGAUUGUACAGAUGGUUGAAUAGCACGAGCAACAACAAAUACGAAAGAAUCGGAGAAAAGCAACUUCGUGCAGAUUCAAAAUUUUGACUCAAUGAGCAAUUCAAGCAAGAUUCGACUUCGAGUACCUAGUACAGUAGUAUUUUUGUGCAAGCGCGGUGAUUCUUGUUCUGUUUCGAUACGACUACUAACUAGUAGGAGUAUUUUUUUGAAAGUAGUGGGUCUCUGAGUAUUAAGACACCUAGGAAUAUAGAUGUCACAGUCAUUUCGAAAACAGGACUAAAAAGAAAAACAGGAAUAGAUCAAUGCGAGCCUAGCUCUAAAAAACUGGGAAUCAAAAUUUUGAUGAUGAAAGGCAAAUAGAAAAGGAAAUGUUGUGAAAAUUUAGUUGUUAUCAGCAUCUGCUCCUCGAACUCGACGUGGCGGGGAUCCACUCAGCAGUGACUAAGAUAUCGAGAUCCAGCAUUAUUUAUGAUUUCAACAAGACGAUGAUGUUGAGAAUAUUUGUUUGGAG
Messenger RNA from Amoebophrya sp. A25, 10519 nucleotides. NCBI's taxonomy places the organism in Eukaryota, Dinophyceae, Syndiniales, Amoebophryaceae. The record is from the annotation of a GenBank genome assembly.